UCCUUUGCUAUUUUGGUGUAAUGCAUACUUCUACUUUCCAAAAUUAAAGGGUGAUCCUGACCAAGUGCUCGCUGUUUAUACGUCGCAACAUUUAUUCGUCAUGACUGAUGUGGCAGCAAUGGAGGCCAGAGGAGACGAGUCAACCAGGAAUUCACUUUUAACAGAUGAAUGUUACGCGGAUUUCGUUAAUGAAGAGUUCGAUGCGAAAGCAUACACUGCGCAUGCCAUACACCAUGCAGUCAUCGCUGAACACCUCGCCAAACUCGCCCAAGGCAUUAGUCAGCUGGAUAGAGAACUCCACUGUCAGGUCGUGGCUACACACGAAGACCUGCUAGCUCAGGCAACAGGGAUUGAAUCUCUUGAAGGUGUCCUUGAAAUGAUGCAGACAAGGAUUUCAGCAUUGCAGAGUGCCGUGGACAGGAUCAGAACCAAGAUCAUUGACCCUUAUAAUAAGAUUCUGGUUCGGACUGCCCAGCUUGCAAGAUUACAGGUGGCAUGUGACCUGCUGAGGAGGAUCAUCCGAAUCUUGUACCUGACAAAGCGUCUGCAGGGUCAGCUACAGGGGGGCAGUCGGGAGCUGAGUAAAGCAGCCCAGAGUCUCAACGAACUAGACUACUUGUCUCAGGGGGUGGAUCUGUCUGGCAUUGAUGUCAUAGAGAACGACCUGCUGUUCAUCAGCCGUGCACGUCUGGAGGUAGAGAACCAGGCCAAAAGACUGCUUGAGCAGAGCAUGGAGAUUCAGAACCCAUCCCAGGUGGGCACAGCACUGCAGGUGUUCUAUAACCUGGGCAGUCUGAGGGAGACUGUCAACAGUGUGGUGGAGGGGUACAAAUCAUUCGUCCAGGACAGUGUAACCAGCGCCCUUGACAUUAAAGUCCUCACUCAACCUACAAACAAUAGAGGUGCUCCAGGGAGGGCAGUAAUGCCUACUCCAGGAAACACUGCUACUUUCCGUGCUGCCCUUUGGACUAACCUGGAGAAACUGAUGGACCAGAUAUAUGUUGCCUGCAGUCAGGUACAGCACCUUCAGAGGGUCCUGACCAAAAAGAGGGACCCUGUCACACACGUGUGUUUCAUUGAUGAGAUCAUUAAGGAUGGAAAACCAGACAUAUUGUAUGUUUUCUGGAAUGCAGUCACACGUAUGUUGUCUGUGGAACUCCAGAAAGCUACAGAAGCAUCCACGUUUCUGAAGCAAGCCCUAGAGGGAGAAUAUCCCAAACUCCUUAGGCUGUAUAAUGAUUUGUGGAAGCGGCUGCAGCAGUACAGUACCAACAUACAGGGGGCGCUGGGGAGCAGUAGCUCGGGCCUCGACCUGGAUCUCACCGGAUCUGAAUCUGACACUCAGGAUCUCUUCACAAGAAUUAAACAGGAUUAUGAUCCAGAGAAAGCCCUGAAGAGCUCUCUUCAGCCAUAUGAAGCAGCCUACCUAUCCAAAUCACUUUCUCGUCUGUUUGACCCCAUCAACUUGGUGUUCCCACAGGGGGGGCAGAGCCCUCCUUCUACUGAUGAGAUGGAGAGCAUCAUUAAAACCAUUGGCAGUGAGCUCAGUGUAGGACUGGUAGAUCCGGGACUGACUGUUGCUGUGGCCAAGAAUGUUGCAAAGACAGUGCAGCUCUUCUGCGUGAAAUCUGAGCAGCUGCUCUGUACACAGGGUGAUGCCAGUCAGGUGAUUGGGCCUUUGACAGAGGGUCAGAGGAGGAAUAUAGCAGUGGUGAAUUCUCUAUAUCGACUGCAGCAGUCUGUGGCUAAAGUGAUAUCCGGACUGGUAGCCUUCCCAGCAGCUGCAGGGCAAGCACUCACAGCAUCUUUAGAGUCUGUGCAGGCUCUGAUGGGCAGUGCCGUCCAGCCGUUGUUGAUGUCUGUGACGGACUCUGUGGAAGCCAUCCUCAUUACUAUGCACCAGGAAGACUUCUCUGGUCCCCUCUCUGCAGGAGAAAAGCCGGACAUGCCUUGCUCCCUGUAUAUGCGGGAGCUACAGGGUUUUGUGGCACGGGUCAUGAAUGACUACUUCCGCCCACUGCAGUGCCUGGACUUCCUUUAUGACAGCACAGAGAGCAUCGCCCAGCGUGCCAUCACUGUGUUCGUCCGGCACGCUUGCCUCGUGAGGCCACUCGGUGAGGGCGGGAAGAUGAGACUGGCUGCUGAUUUUGCCCAGAUGGAGCUGGCUGUGGCUCCUCUCUGCAGACGAGUUUCAGACUUAGGAAAACCAUAUCGCUUGCUGCGUGCAUUCAGGCCUCUUCUGUUUCAGACAAGUGAGCACAUAGCCAGCAGUCAGGUAGUGGGAGAUUUGAUUCCAUACAGCACCAUACUGCAUUUACUCUUCACCCGUGCCCCAGCUGAGCUUAAAUCUCCUCACCAGAGAGCAGAAUGGUCUAUUGCACGGUACUCCCACUGGCUUGAUGACCACCCCUCAGAGAAGGAUCGCCUCACCCUAAUCAGAGGGGCCCUGGAGGCCUAUGUGCAUUCUGUCAGAGCCAGACAAGGGAGGAAUUUUGCACCUGUGUAUCCCAUUAUGCUCCAGCUCCUGCAGAGGGCCACCAGUGGGACAUAAAAGGAGAAUGAGAAAUGUAGGAUAAGCCAAUAGAAUGCAGUCACCUUUAAAUAACUAGAGUUGGGGUGAUGACAAGAUAUUUCUGUCUCAACAAAAUGAACACAGUUAAAAUAUUGGACAUUUUGCAGAGUAUUUUGGUUUUAUUCAGAGGUGCUGUUAACGAAAUUCUUCCAAUUCAAAUGUUUGGUUUGUGAAUAUAGCCCUGGGUGAAGUCAUGUUGGCUCCUUUUGUUAUAUUUUGAUUGUAAACAAUAUGUAAACUUAAUUUAACCAUCCUAUCACAGAUCUAAGAGUUUUCUUCAUCUCAUUUCCUACUACUGGAUUUACUACAUUGUUUUUAAAUGCUUUCCUUGUAUUCAAAAUGUCUAGUAUUACUGUUUCUUAAGAAGACACAUCAUCUGUCUUUAGAGGUUUAUUUGCUUUAGACUACUAUUAUAAUUUUUUACAACUGAUGAAGAAACAGUUUAUAAUACAUGUCUCUUUAAAUAAUAAACAAAGACAAAAUGUUUCCUUUGUCCUAAUCUUCGUGAAUACAAGGAGGAAAAUUGAGAAAAUAAAAUAGGUUAUAAAAAUUAA
Molecule: messenger RNA, 3126 nt
Organism: Electrophorus electricus (electric eel)
Lineage: Eukaryota; Metazoa; Chordata; Actinopteri; Gymnotiformes; Gymnotidae
Gene: cog5
Product: component of oligomeric golgi complex 5
Biological process (GO): intra-Golgi vesicle-mediated transport
Cellular component (GO): COG complex
Source: RefSeq, a predicted model, not a curated record